Molecule: messenger RNA, 876 nt
Organism: Gadus chalcogrammus (walleye pollock)
Lineage: Eukaryota; Metazoa; Chordata; Actinopteri; Gadiformes; Gadidae
Product: dispanin subfamily A member 2b-like
Exons: 3
Coding region: 469-870 (133 amino acids)
Cellular component (GO): plasma membrane
Source: RefSeq, a predicted model, not a curated record
GGUUGGUCGAGGACGGAUUCGACCCAGCAACCCUAUGGUCAUGUGGCCGAAAACAUACCACCACACACGGAUAUGUAGACAGUCAAGGGCAGAUUACACCAUAUAUUUUGAGAAGGAGCGGUCCUCCAUGUGUUGAGUUGAUGGUAGGUAUGGUCACAUGUCAUUUGUAUGCCUCAAAAAAUCGAUUUGAUAGGCAAAAACGAUUUGAAAAAAUAUAAUGCGAUUCAGUAGUAAUGGGUUUACCUUGCAAAUGCCUUUAUGACCCACUCAAUCGUGAAGGGAUGAGUAGAAAAGAAAGAGAUUAAACCUUAACAGAAAAUGUGGUCGGGCUGAAAGAUGAAGUUUGAGUUGUCAUGCAGCGGAAGUUGUGGCCUUAACUAAGGCAUGUAUUUUUUUAAAUUGUGAAAUUCUCACGCUCCGCCACUGGUGACGUGGUGAUGAGUAGGUUUUUUUCUCCUCCAAACGGACAUGAUAAAAGCACACUGCUUCUUGCACCGCCCUACUUUACUUCAUAAGAUGGAGAUGAAGGAGGUUCGGUCAGCACCACCAUCAGACUAUCAGGAACUGCAAUUUAACAGGGACCCAGACACUGUUGUGACCAUCGUCAACCCUGUGGAGCAUCCCAGAGACUAUGUGGUAUGGUCCAUCUGCAGCUUCUUCCACGCAAACCCCUUUUGCCUCGGACUGUUGGCGCUGAUCUUCUCAUUCAAGGCAAGAGACAUGAAGGUGAUCGGAGACCUGCAGAGAGCCAGGGAAUACAGCAAGUGGGCUCUGGGCCUCAACGUGGCUGCGCUGAUCAUUCUUACUUUGACUAUCUUGAGUCUUGUAAUUGUUUUGAUAAUUAUUUUGAUAAAGGACAACGAUUAUUGAUUUGCA